This is a messenger RNA of Rhincodon typus (whale shark), 3279 nucleotides long. RefSeq names its product transmembrane protease serine 5-like. Gene Ontology annotation, molecular function: serine-type endopeptidase activity. The transcript is spliced from 13 exons. Gene Ontology annotation, cellular component: membrane. Gene Ontology annotation, biological process: proteolysis. The coding region runs from base 100 to 1743 and encodes 547 amino acids. NCBI's taxonomy places the organism in Eukaryota, Metazoa, Chordata, Chondrichthyes, Orectolobiformes, Rhincodontidae. The record is from RefSeq and is a predicted model, not a curated record.
AUCUCUGUGUGUCAUCGAGCUGUGCACUUAGUCUAAAACCAAGCUCCGAAACACGAGACACUGACAGUCAUGAGUCGUAUGUGCUGAAAACCUUCAAUUAUGAAUUUGAACGUUGAACCUUCCAAGACUGUGCAACCUGCUGAACCCCAGGGAGAGAAUAUACCCUUAAUAAAAGCAACAGUAUCUGAAGCAUCACCGGCACAGAUUUCAGAAGACCACACUCCGAGCUCUAAAUGCAUUGAACUCCAGGCACUGGGUGUGCCCAUUUUAGCAGAGACAAGAUUGGAAGCAUCGCCUCAGCUAACAGCACAAGACCCCAGCCUGGGAUCAGAAUUGACAGCACCGGCAUCAAAGGAUGACUCUUCUCUCACAACAAAACCGACUGAGCCCCAAACUGUGCCCUUGUUGGAAACGUCAGUAGCAGAGGGCCCCUCAGAAUCUGUGCAUCGCAGGCGUUGGCGCAGGAGACUCAGACCCCGCAGGCGACCACCGCGUGCAACUAAGAGGAUCCUUGUUCUUCUCUGUGCAGUCACCAUUUUCUCUGCCAUUGUAGUUGGAAUAUACUUUGCAGUGAAGCAUUUGGAGAGACCGAUUGAGAAUAAAAACUCCAUACCUACUGGAGGUAAUGCACCCACAACUCUCUGCAACAGAACAGACACAUAUGACAGCAGUGCAACGUCAAGCCCAGUCUCUUUCAGAAUUAAUACUGAGAACUCUCUACUAGAGAUACAUCACCAGUCGAAGCAGGCCUGGCUUCCCGUGUGUGAUGCAAGAUGGAACUCCUCGCUGGGUAAACUGACGUGCAGAUACAUGGGACGUAUUAAGUACCUGAAUUCCAGUAUAAUAAGUGUGAGUGAGAUUGGACCCAACUACACACAAGGAUUUGCUGAAAUCACUGAUGGACACAACAGAAAUUUAGAGAAGAUCUGGGGCUACAGGGCUAGCUGUGCAUCUGGAAAAGUAAUAAAACUGAAAUGCUCUGACUGUGGGGAGAAGCAUGACUUUUCCAUGAUCGUUGGGGGACAGGAAGCCAAAAUGGGGAACUGGCCCUGGCAGGUCACAUUGUACAAUAACUACCAACAUAUGUGUGGAGGCUCCAUCAUUAACCGAUACUGGAUCAUAACUGCAGCACACUGUGUAUACAGGUCACCCCAUCCCUACAGCUGGUUGGUGUACGCUGGCAUUCUGGAUAGGCAGGUCAUUCUGUUCAGCAGUGUCACCAGCUAUUCAGUCGAGAAAAUCAUUUACAACGAUAACUAUGAUGACGACACGCAUGACUCCGACAUCGCCCUCAUGAAGCUAAAAAAGCCAGUGGAGUUUUCAAAUACAGUAAGAGCAGUUUGCUUGCCACCAUACAAUCAACAGUUCAUACCGGGUAAACAGUGCUGGAUAACCGGCUGGGGUCAUGCAAAAAUAGAUGCUUAUCAAACAGAAAAUACUUUAAAGGAAGCUUCUGUUCCACUCAUUAGCACCAAGAUGUGUAACAGCAGCUGCAUGUACAAUGGUGCCAUAUCUUCCAGAAUGUUCUGCGCAGGUUAUAAGGCGGGUAAAGUUGAUGCAUGCCAGGGAGACAGUGGUGGCCCUUUGGUCUGUGAGAAUGUCCAAGCGUGGCAUUUGACCGGAGUAGUGAGUUGGGGCAUUGGCUGUGCUGAAGCCAAUCACCCGGGAGUUUACACAAAAGUGUCCGAAUUCCUGGAUUGGAUAUACAGCACCAUUGAGCGCUUCGAUACAUCUGCCUCUUAAAAAAGAUUCUCAAAUCUUCUAAACAACGAUGAGGAAGUUAAUGCAUAGAAGAAGACCAGCCAGUGACUCAGAGAGCUGAAGGGCUCACACAAAUGCCGUUUCCUGACUUUAGAUCUGGAGAAAUUGUGUGGGUUAUUUUCUUACUAUGAGAAAAGUAAGAAACAAAAUAUGACCCUAGGCUCACUGAGUGAGUUAAUUUGUGCGUAAGUUUUUGUUUAAAAUGUGCCCAGUAAUCUGGUUUUCCCAUAAUGGGACAUUAGAGUACACAAUGCAGUCAGUUAUAGCCUCCAUCACUAUAUCCUUUUUAAAAAAAACUGUUCUUCACACAACUGAAACCCAUUAAAUGAAUAAGGUUUGAUACAUGUUAGCUGCUUGAGUCUGAGCACUUUGACAUUCACCUCUUUAAAAAUUGGAAAUUAAAAGACAUUUUUGCAAACUUCACAAAUCUACUGUUUGAGAUUCGUUCUCCAUUUCCAGCAGAAGUUUUUGAGAAUGUUGUAGGCAAGGCGCAUGCAGCAUGGCCAUCCUUAACAAUUACUUGACAAUGUGAAAUUACACUAAUUGGUAUUGUUACCAAAAACCCUGGCUUUAAGUACCUUGGAACUUUCUUGUGAGCAUUUCACUUUCUUCACAUGUACCACAGCAAAGAGUUCUUGCUACAGAAGCCUGGUGACAAAGCAUUGUGUUUUUAACCCCACUGUGGAUAGAAAACGUGGAGCAUGUUAAACCUAUAUCCAUUGGAGUUUAGAAGAACAAGAUCUGAUUUUAUAGGAACAUAUGAGAUCUUGAGGGAACUGGAUAGAGUCAAUAUCCAACAUAUGUUUCCUUUUGGGGGAAAACCGAAAUUCAAGGACAUAAUUUAAGAUUAAAAGGUCUUCCUUUGAAGCCAAAGAUUAGGAGAUUUAUUUUUCUCUAAAAGGGACAUCUGGUAGCCAUCUGAUCGCACAAUAGAUAUACAGGCCUUUUGUGCAUCCCUGAUUUUCAGAACUCCAUUAUUGGUGGCCAUACCAUCAGAUGUAGAGGUUAAUGUUCUCUAUUUCCAAAUUUAUCUCUCUCUACCUCUUGUUCCUCCUUUCAAAUGCUCAUUUUUUUGCCCAGGAUUUUGAUCACCAGACCUAAUAACUUUACAAGAACUCUCUGGAAGGCAAUGGAAACAGGGUCAGUGAAUAAUUUUAAGACAGAAUCAGUUAGAUUCUUGAUAGACAGGGGAAUCGAGGGGAGAUGGGUAUGUGGAAUUCAAAACACAAUUAGCUGUGACCUUAUUGAAUGGAAGGGCACUCUUAAGGAAACUAAUGGCUUACUACUGCUCCCUUUUCAUAUGUUCUUGGCUCAAUGUCAAUUUACAUGUGAUUAUGUUCCCGUAACAUUUUAAUAUGUUAAAGGUUUUCUAAUGAUUAAAAAUACAUGUGAUAACUGUAGUCAAUAACAAUUUAAUUACUAUUCAUAUUAAUGGACAGCACAGUGGCUCAGUGAUUAGCACUGCUGCCUCACAGCGCCAGGGACACAGGUUUGAUUCCACCCUUGGGUGACUGUCUG